This is a messenger RNA of Owenia fusiformis, 720 nucleotides long. The record is from the annotation of a GenBank genome assembly. Lineage: Eukaryota; Metazoa; Annelida; Polychaeta; Sabellida; Oweniidae.
CAGACAUAUUUACUCUCUCAGUUUAGAUAAUCGUUUCAGUGGUAUUAUUCAACCAAUAUGGGUGACAAUAGAAUGUCUUGCGACUUGACAAAAACAAUGAUCCUUAUUGAGAUGCUUUUCUCUAAGACAUUUUCGAAUCCAGAUAUUCAAUGGUCAGGAACAACCUUUAACCGCGAUCAUUUCAGUUCAGAUCACGAGGCAGAGCAGCAAACCGUGGAUGGUAAAUUAAAAAUUACAGCCAAGUUUAACAAGUCACUGAUAUUCUUAGACUUUAUGAAAACAAUGCUGAAAAUACUUGAUGUCAUAUCGGAAACCAUAGUAAAGAACUGUAUUCGCUGUAUUCUAGGGAAAUCGCAUAUCAAACGAUGGGAAGUACCAUAUAUUCAUGAAAGCGAAGAUGACACCACCACUGAUGCUAAAGUAAAUGACCCUAAAAAGAGCCGAUUUUGGGAGAUUACCAAGUACGUCGAUGACGCAGGAAUAACUACAAAAAUGACAUUUUCGCUUAAAUAUUGUGGACUUUUUAAACCGAUCUUUGACGAAUCAGAACUGAAACAAAUGUACAUGAAGCAGAUCGAACUCAUUAAAUCGAUUAUCCCCGAAGCUGACUUUGAAGUACUAGGAGAUGAUCCAUUUCCAUCUGAGAGGUGGACUUUCGAUACUUAUGACGAGGGACUAGAUUUGACACUCUCUGCAGAACUAAUCAAAGCGUGUUUUUAA